Messenger RNA from Tripterygium wilfordii, 3061 nucleotides. Its product is annotated as pentatricopeptide repeat-containing protein At1g31430-like. Lineage: Eukaryota; Viridiplantae; Streptophyta; Magnoliopsida; Celastrales; Celastraceae. The record is from RefSeq and is a predicted model, not a curated record. The transcript has a single exon. Gene Ontology annotation, molecular function: protein binding; RNA binding. Bases 25 to 1974 code for a protein of 649 amino acids. Gene Ontology annotation, biological process: RNA modification.
UUUGUAUAAUGGGCCAAAAAGCCCAUGGACAUCCCCCUCUCGCUCAAAACAAAGCAUAUUCAGUUGUUAUCGGAUCUCCGGUCUUCUCCCAACAGCAGGGCCUUCUUAGUUCUUGUCAUGAAAGUAGGGAGAACAGUUACGCGUCACUUGCGCACCUCCACGGCGUCCCUGAAAGCAGAGCAAGUGACCAAGGCUCGAACCCGCCUCGACUCGAUCGAAGAGCUACACGCGCACCUUAUCCGAACCCAGUUCCACACCGAUCCAUCGUCAAUAUCACCUGUUAUUAAGGCCUACGCUUUAUCUUCUUAUAGUCUCCACAAAGCUCAACACGCUUUCCACCAGAUUGAGCAACCCAAUGUGUUAGUUUUUAACCAUAUGAUCCGUGGGUUUUCACAAAGUGACCAACCCAAUGAAGCAAUACGCAUGUAUGAUCAAAUGUAUCGCCAAGGGUUGGCAGUCCCUGAUAAUUUGAGUAUUAUUUUUGCGUUGAAGGCUUGUGGUCGUGCUAAGGAUGUUCUUUGUUGUAAAAAGAUUCAUGGUCAUGCUUCGAAACUUGGGUUUGCGCGGUAUCUUUAUGUUUCAAAUACCCUGAUUCAUGCGUAUUCGUUCUGUGAUGAGUUGAGUCUUGCACGAAACGUGUUUGAUGGAAUGACUGACAAGGACUUGGUUUCUUGGAACUCUUUGAUAUGUGGAUAUAGUUGUUUUAAUAGAUACAGAGAGGUUUUGGGUUUGUUUGAUGCCAUGCAGGAAGCAGGUGUGAAGGCGGAUUCAGUGACCAUGGUGAAAGUUAUUCUAUCAUGUAGUUUCUUGGAUGAGUGGGAAAUUGGGGAUUCUAUGGCUAAGUAUAUAGAGGAUAAUCAUGUAGACAUCGAUGUUUAUUUGGGAAACUCUUUGAUAGAUAUGUAUGGAAGGAGAGGCUUGUUGGAUUUGGCACAAAAUGUGUUUGAUAGGAUGCGUAAAAAGAAUUUAGUCUCUUGGAAUACUAUGAUCAUCAGUUAUGCAAAAGCAAAGAAUUUAGUUAUGGCACGGAAACAUUUCCAUGAGAUGCCCCAAAGGGAUGUGAUUUCUUGGACUUCCAUGAUAACUGGUUAUUCUCGAGCUAACCGGUUUGAAGAUGCGGUGAAGCUUUUUCGAGAAAUGAUGGUGGCUAAGGUCAAACCGGAUGAAAUUACAGUGGCUAGUGUGCUUUCUGCUUGUGCACAUUUGGGUACAGUUAAUGUGGGAGCGGCAAUUCAUGACUAUGUUCGUCAUCAUGGUGUGAAAGCUGAUAUUUACGUAGGGAAUGCUUUAAUAGAUAUGUAUUGCAAAUGUGGGGUAGUAGAGAGGGCACUUGAAGUGUUUUAUGAGAUGAAAGAGAAGGAUUCUGUUUCAUGGACUUCGCUUAUCACAGGUCUUGCUGUCAAUGGUUCUGCCAAUUCUGCAAUUGAUCUAUUCUCACAUAUGCUGAGUAAAGGUUUUCAUCCAAUCCAUGGAACAUUUGUAGGGAUUUUGCUAGCUUGCACUCAUGCUGGAUUGGUGGACGAAGGAUUGGAAUAUUUUGAAAGUAUGACAAAAGUUUAUGGCCUGACCCCAGAAAUGAAACAUUAUGGUUGUGUUGUGGAUCUCUUGAGCCGUGCUGGUAAUCUGGAUAAGGCCUAUGAGUUUAUAAAUGCAAUGCCAAUAACUCCAAAUGUAGUAGUAUGGAGGAUAUUGUUGAGUGCUUGCAAGCUGCAUGGAAAUGUUGACCUUGCUGAGAUUGCCACAAACAAGCUUCUUAAAUUGGAUCCUUCUAAUAAUGGGAAUUAUGUUCUUUUGUCAAAUAUUUAUUCAAGUUCUGAUAGAUGGGGUGAUGCUAAACAGAUAAGAGAACUGAUACAGGUUAGUGAUGUGCCUAACCCAGCUGGUUGGAGUUCCAUUGAAUUGAUGAUAACAGAUGAUUCUCGGGAUACUUGUGUUGUCCAAUCUGAGAAAAGGAUGCAGGGUACUCUAAUUUGAAUUGUGUGAUGUAUUAUGUCAUUUGGUCUGGCGCAAGGAAAAUUAUGGGAAAAAUGGAUGAUUUUGAUACAGGCAAGAAAACCUUAUAGUGGCCAUUGUCGCUUUGAUUUUGAAAGUCAGGUUCGAGUUUCAAUUCCUUCUUGGCUGGGAACAAUAGCGGUUUUUUCCCCUAUGGAUCUUCAGAGAACCUUGCUGCAAAGAGACUCAGCGACACUGGACUAAUAGUAGGUUGUUUCUAGCUUGGGAUUCCCAUUGGGAGUUGACUACAUGCAAAUGGCAAAUCUUAAGGUUGUUGCAGCCUGAGCCCAGCUACCAUGGUUUUUUUUUUAUGGCAACUCACACAGUGAAUAAAUCAGGGGGAUCUUAUCGUGGCAAUUUUGAGAAGCAGUACAGAGAGGGUCCUGGCAAGGCACAGCACAGGUAAAAAACUUAUGGAAGGAGUGCACUUCCAGCGGUCCUGGAUGAAAGGGUGAGGAAGUUCAAGGCAAUCGUUUAUUUGAAGGUCUUAUAUUAUCAAGUCUGGUCCAUAAUCGGACGAAUAAAAGGUGAAGGCAACUUAGCAGUAAACACAGCAAUAGCUGCAGAGAUGAUCUUAUCAUGAAUCUGACAGAACACUGUAAAAUUUUGAUGGAAAGUUGCUGCAAAUAUAGUUUCUUCAGAUAAACCAAUUAGACGGAAGUUGUUAUGAUAAUUUUGGAGGACUGGAAUCUUCUAUCCUUUUCAGCAAGAUCAGCUUUCAAGAGAAAUAGAGAACUUGGAUUCAGAAAAAGAAAAAUUAGCAGGCACGAAGGAGUCCUUCAUGGUUCCAACUACUGUCCAUGUGUUCUGCAGCCAAAGGUCUUUCCUUAUUGAGUGGUGAAUAGAAUGCAGUUUCUGGUGAUUACCAUGUCUCUCAAUACAGUUUCUGUUGCAGAGAGAUGUGGCCUCAUUUUGUUGUUCAUGCUUUAUUCCAGGAUUAGAAGAAAAAAAUUUGUUGCUCGGGAAUCUCUAGGAAGGAAAGGUUGUAAUGACAGCAGGAGGUAUUAUUUGUAAUUAUAUUCUUCUAUGUAAGAAGCCUUAACAUGAAUAAAAUACAUCUUCUUCAUUA